UCACGCCCUAGCGAUACGUACCAGUAUUGCUAAUUGGUACUUAUGACAUUCUCUUCUUGAAGCAGUUUUGGAUUGGAGCAUCCCGAAUUACUUUGAAACUCUAGGUCUUGUAAUUGCAACCAAAAUGAUCGGAGUUGCUUCACGGCGGCUCGCCGUCCGAGCCGGGCGACGGUGUUAUUCCUCCAUAGUGGGCGACAUAGAAGCCGGACAGCAGCAUUCAAUCCGGGUGUCGCAAGCGCAAGGAGUCGCGAAACGAGGCCUCGUCGAUGCCAUUGGCAACACGCCUAUGAUCCGCCUGAACAAGAUCUCCGCGCAGACCGGCUGUGAAGUCCUUGGGAAAGCCGAAUUCCAGAACCCCGGAGGCUCCGUCAAGGACCGCGCUGCCCUAUAUGUCGUCGAGAACGCCGAAAAGCAAGGCCUUCUAAAACCUGGCGGGACCGUCAUCGAAGGAACCGCCGGCAACACCGGCAUCGGGCUCGCCCAUGUCUGCCGAUCGAAAGGAUACAAGCUGGUCAUCUACAUGCCGAACACACAAUCCCAGGGAAAGAUUGAUCUACUGCGGCUAUUAGGGGCGGAAGUGUACCCCGUCCCAGCCGUGGCGUUCGACAACCCGCAGAACUAUAACCAUCAGGCGAAGAGACAUGCGGACAGCCUGGACAACGCGGUGUGGACGAACCAGUUCGAUAACGUCGCCAACCGCCAAGCCCACAUCGAAACGACGGGUCCGGAAAUCUGGUAUCAGACGGAGGGGAAAGUGGAUGCCUUCACCUGUGCGACUGGAACCGGUGGAACUCUCGCGGGCGUCACGCGUUAUUUGAAGGAGAAAUCGGGAGGCCGGGUCAAGAGCUUCCUCGCCGAUCCGCCAGGCUCCGUUUUACAUUCGUACAUCCAGAGCGGUGGGAAGCUGGCCGAGCGAGCGGGUGGCUCAAUCACGGAGGGAAUCGGACAAGGUCGGAUUACGGAUAACUUGAAGCCGGAUAUCGACCUUGUUGAUGACUCGGUGCACAUCAGCGAUGAGAAGACGAUUACCAUGGUAUACCGAUGUUUGGAUGAGGAGGGGCUGUAUCUCGGUGCGAGCUCGUGUCUCAAUGUGGUGGCAGCGCAAGAAGUCGCAGAGAAAAUGGGCCCCGGCCAUACGGUUGUCACGGUGCUCGCUGACGGAGCGUAUCGAUAUGCGGACCGCCUGUUCUCACGGAAGUGGUUGACAGAGAAGAAGCUCCUCGGUGCUAUUCCUGAGCAUCUCACGAAAUAUAUCGUUCUUGAAUAGAACACGUCGUAGUGGAAAGCGAUUUGGGCGAAUGAGCUUUUAAGAUAAACCUAUUGUACUCGAUAUCCGGGUAUCUAUGCAAGGAUUGAAUCGAAGCUAGAUAUAUUUGUACGGGUUCAUGAUCCCAUUCUGAAGAGAUGUCAGCGAGGAAACCAAUAUGAGGUGUGCUGC
Molecule: messenger RNA, 1438 nt
Organism: Eremomyces bilateralis CBS 781.70
Lineage: Eukaryota; Fungi; Ascomycota; Dothideomycetes; Eremomycetales; Eremomycetaceae
Product: PALP-domain-containing protein
Exons: 2
Coding region: 125-1267 (380 amino acids)
Cellular component (GO): cytoplasm
Molecular function (GO): cysteine synthase activity
Source: RefSeq, a predicted model, not a curated record